AAAGCAACACAACAAGGAAACUACACGGCAGACACAGACGCCUUCAUUUUAUGUUUUUGAAUAAUAGCUAGCUUGCUUGCUGGCUAUCAUGGCGAAUUGUUUUCAUUAAAAAAGUGUCCACAUCAUACAUUCGAGUGUCCGAAAGAAAGCCACAGUCCCGGAACGAACAGAGUUGCAAGUUAAAUCGCUCCCCGAAGAUAUCGCGGAAUGGGUUCAGAGCCCCCCUCAUCUCCACAGCUGCUGGAGGAAGGAGGAGAGGAGGAGGAUGAAGAGCUGAGCGGAGGAGAAGAGUCGGACCUGAGGGCGUCCUCGGGUCGAGGUUCCCUGCUGACCCGGCGAGGCAUCACCCUGAGAGUGCUCCUAAAGGACGGUCUGGUGGAGCCUGGGGACGGGGUUCUGUCUAUCCACUACCUGGGCAAGAAGUUUGUGGGAGAUCUGCUAUGUGAUGGCAAGAUCCGCUGGGUGGAGACCGGGCAGAUCUUCAACUCCCCCAGUGCCUGGGCCACUCACUGUAAGCGGCUGGUCAACCCUGCCAAGAAGUCUGGCUGUGGGUGGGCAUCGGUGCGCUACCGCGGGCAGAAGCUAGUGCAGUACAAGACCAGCUGGCUGCACAAGUACCAGCCCAGUGCUGAUUUGAAUCUGGCCAGUGAAGGGGAAGAGGACGAUGAGGAUGAGGAGGAAGACAUGAGCCUGAUACAGAGGAGGGGAGACAGAGACAGAGUUCCUGUCAGAUAUUGUAACCUGGGUAUGCGAGAUGCUGCAAGGGACCCCCAUACAUUAGUGGAACUGUCUGCAUUCUCUGCCAUCAACCGAUUCCAGCCCUUUAACGUGGCUGUGUCCAGCAAUGUGCUUCUACUCAUGGAUUUCCACUGUCAUCUGACUACCAGCGAGGUCGUGGGGUACUUAGGAGGACGAUGGGACACCAACACUCAGUUGCUAACAGUCUUGAGGGCCUUCCCAUGUCGCACGCGAUUGGCUGACAGAGAUGCUGCACCUGCAGUUGAGGAGGAGAUUUGUCAAAACCUGUUCAUGCGUGGGCUGUCUCUGGUGGGCUGGUACCACAGCCACCCGCGGGGUCCGGCACUGCCCUCGCUGCAGGACAUCGACUCCCAGAUGGACCAUCAACUCCGGCUACAGGGCAGCAGCAACGGCUUCCAGCCCUGCCUCGGCAUCAUCUGCGGACCCUACUACCAUGGAAACCAAGGUGUGGCCUCCACCAUUACACCCUUCUGGGUGGUGCCACCUCCUGAGCAACGACCCAAUGACUACGGCAUUCCUGUGGCUGUGGAAGUGACCUACGUUCAAGAUAACUUCCUGACCAGCGACGUCCUCAAUGAAAUGAUGCUGCUGGUAGACUUCUACCGUGGAGCUCCAGACCUGGUGCAGUUCAGUCAGCACUGGAGUCCGGACACCUCAGUGUUGGAGAAAAUGAAGGGUUCUAUAAGUGGCCAUGCGCCCAAGGACCAGGCCUACGCUCAGAUCCUGGAACACGUCUACAACCAGCUGAGUGGCGCACACUAACUACAACCACAACAACCAGAGCAAGCAUGCGGGCGUGGUGCGACCGAGACAGUUUGGACACCACGGCAGAUCCUGCUACUCGAGCUCAUUCCUCAAAAGUACCUUUGCUAAGUGGACCACACACAGGCACUGACAUGCGUGCGCCGAACCAUACAGUCACUUGCCCCUGCGGACUGGCGUUGAAAUCUUCAACUGACAAGCAUCAUUAGUUAAACAGUGGAUUUUAUUGAGUGGGGCAGACAAAAAUAGAAAUGCUCAUAAUUGACACAGCAGCAGCAGCAGCAGCAGCGAAAUGGUUCGGUGCUGGAUUCCGGCAUUGUAUUGGAAACAGUGGAAUCUAAUCGAACGCCAGAAGCGGAGUGUACCACACUCAUGUUGGUGCCAGUGUGCGGUGCACUUUAGACUGAAGGGUGCCCUGCCUUUCCGGGAUCUGACUUUAGAACUACAGGGCUGUAGGCUUCCAUUUUGGUAUUCUCUUUUUGCCUCUAGGACUGUUAGGUCUGUAUCACUGAUGAUGUUUCUAGUUACAGUUUGUUACGUGAAUGUAUGUUACACUUUGUUGGGUGUGUAGAGGACAACGUUGUCGGCCUGUUGAUAAAGCAGAGGGGGGAUUGUGGGUCGAUGGCGUCUUCCUCUGUAGGUUGCAGCUGAUUCCGGAACAGAUCUGAGCCUAAUCCAGACCAGAUCCAUUCCAAAGGAACCAUGUUGGGUUCCGUAUCUGGUUCCUGUCAGAAAGCUGUUGUUUGUCCAUUUUGUGUGUGGUUGAACUGUGCCAUGUGAAAGCCGAUGAUGGGAACAAUGCCUUUAACCUGCUGAAUACCUUACACAUAAAUACACUGGAACAGUUGAUCAUGG
Molecule: messenger RNA, 2376 nt
Organism: Sardina pilchardus (European sardine)
Lineage: Eukaryota; Metazoa; Chordata; Actinopteri; Clupeiformes; Clupeidae
Gene: mpnd
Product: MPN domain containing
Exons: 13
Coding region: 208-1521 (437 amino acids)
Molecular function (GO): metallopeptidase activity; protein binding
Source: RefSeq, a predicted model, not a curated record